Molecule: messenger RNA, 6771 nt
Organism: Daphnia magna
Lineage: Eukaryota; Metazoa; Arthropoda; Branchiopoda; Diplostraca; Daphniidae
Product: silent chromatin protein ESC1
Exons: 4
Coding region: 489-6242 (1917 amino acids)
Biological process (GO): establishment of meiotic spindle localization; spindle organization; mitotic cell cycle
Cellular component (GO): spindle pole
Molecular function (GO): calmodulin binding
Source: RefSeq, a predicted model, not a curated record
CUAGUGAGGCAGUAGGUGAGCAGCAGUGGCCGAGAACGAACGUACUAAACCAACUGGCAGUGUUUUAUUCAGGUCUUCUUAAGCUAACAAAAAAGAGGAUAUGUGGACGUUUUCAGUGCUCCGCUCUCCUUUUUUUAUGUAGCCAACCAUGGGCACUAUCACGCAGAACUGAAAAAAAAUUUUGAAGAUCAAAGAAAUGCAGACAGUGCUGAAGCAAAAUGUGUUGUUGAUUGCCACCGUUGUAUGGGUUUAUAUGAUGCCAACCACAGUGGCGACGGUGGUUAACGACGCAUUAAAAACCUAAUAGCACCAGAAUUUUAAUCAUGAUUCAUCAAAUGUUCGUCAUUUACAGUUCAGCUGCGAAAUUUUAUGCGAAAAAAAAUUUUAUCCACUGAGGCAGUGACUUAAGUAAAACUGUGGUUCCAAAUACCGUGUUCUUCAAUUGACUGUAUUCUAAUAAUAGAAUCAGCGGUUCUUUGUACCUGAAAAUGGGGAGUGGUAUAUCUCUGUGUUGCAGAUCUAACCGGACCCCGCUCGUAGAAUCAACCAGAAGUAAAUCAUGUAAACCAAGUUCAUUAAGCAUUAUGGAUGCAGGGACUGGCUACACAGAUCAGCCGAAUGAAGAUGGUGAAAUAACUGACGAUUUCGAAAAAGAACUGCAACAGCUAAACGAUGAGACACUUAGAGCGGAGGACAUGUCCCCUCCACCAACCUUGGACGACUCGAUGUCUGAUAAUGACACUUCGGUAACGAAGAUUGCGGCCAUUGUAACCUCGAAGGCGCGAGAAUCACCACAAAACGCAAUCUCUACGCCCAUAAGCCGGACGAACAGCGAUGGAGCAAUGGAAAUCCCUAAUAGUCCGGAAAAUACUGAAGAAGCCAUCGAUGCGUUUGCUAAUGAAACAUUUCAAGAAAAUGCCCUUGAUUCGAAUGUAGAUGCAUUGCCGGAUUCCGUUACGGAAGUAUUUGAUGAUGGACAACCUGAAGUGGCACAGUCCACCCCUGAAGAGCAUGUAGAAGAACACCCCGCAGAAGGGACCCCGACCACCCCAACAGAAGAGACCACUGAUGACCCACAAAUGCCAGCGGAUUCCAAUUGCACCGAAGAAACUGAGCAUCUUGAACCACAGGAGUUGGUCGUCGAGGAAGAAGCUACAGAAAAUGAAUUGCAAGAAAAUAUCGAAGACGACAAACCACAAGAAAUCGUCGAAAAUGAAUUAGAAACCGAUGGAACUGAGAAUGAUCUGUUACAUGAAAAAGCAGAGGAAGACGAACAAACAUCUGCUGAAAUGGUGGACGUUGUUGAUUCGUCCCUACUCCAAGUAGGAGAGGAAAUGGCAGUAAGUCUAAACGAUGAACUUUUGAAUUCACCCCCAUUGGAAGAUACAGAUGAAAAAGAGAUUAUAGCUGAUGGCAUAGAAAAUUCAGAGAUUGUGACGAAUCACAUCGAAGAAUCAGAAAGUGCAGCAAUUGAACCUACAAAUUUGGUAGAAAACAUUGACACACCGGAUGCCGCCAAUUUACCAAUAGAUGCGGAUAGUCUGGAAGAAACCGUUCAACUUGAACCAAGUGAGAUAGUUGUAGAGGGUGAAACUGGAGAAGUUGAACUGCAAGAGUAUAUCGAUGAAGACAAACCUCAGGAAAUUGAAGGGAAUGAAUCAGAGACGACCGAUGGAGUUGAGAUAGAUCAAUCAAAUGAAAACGCAGAGGAAAACGAACAAACACCUGCCGAUGUAGUGGACAUCGUCGAUCCGUCAAUGGCCCAAGAAGAAGGGGAAACAACAGUUAACGAGGAAGUUCUGAAUUCGUUUUCGUUGCAAGAUUGUUCCGAAGAAAGAGAAGCGGGAGCUGAAAACGUCGAAAGUCAAGAGAUUCUCGCAAAUCAGCUUGACGAAGAAUCAGAUAAUGCAGCAGACACAUCAACAGAUUUGCCAGAACACAGCAAUGACGAACAGCAGCAUGAGAGCGGCCAUGUCCCUGAAAUGAAUAUUCGCUUACCUCGUUCAACGGAUUUUAUUGAUAUGGAACAAGAUUUCCCUGUUCAAAUGGAUGAAAAUAAUCAUCUAGAUAUAGAAGAUAUCGGAUCAAGUAGCGUCGUCAACCUAGAAGAUGAGCUAUCUGUUGCACAAGAGCAUUACCAGGAGGCUACGCAGAUCGAAAAUUCAGAUCUUGGAGAACAGAUUCAAGAAGAAAACGAGGCGAUUGAAGUUGGUGAAAACCUGGGGGGCAAUGACAAUUUUAUUGAAGAAAAUGAAAACGAAAAACUUGAUGAAUCGGAGGUUUUUGCCAUUUCUGAUGUCGUUGAUGAACAGUCUAGUCAACUCGAGAAUAUUGAAGAGAUUCUGCCUGAAGUUGAUAGUGAAGAUGUGCCAAACGAUAAUGAUCUUCAUCAGGAUGCGUCAUUCACAGAAGAGCAAUCAUUACUAAGCCCCGCAAACGAAAAUAGCCCUUUUGAAGUAGAAAAUACAGAACAAAACAUUUGUGAAGCUUCAGACGACAUCGUGUUGGCUGACGAAAACGCCGAUCCAGAUAAUAUGCCUGAGCAAGAUGAUGAGCUAAAUGCGGAAAAUGUAACGGACAGUGAAUCGGUGAUAAAAGAGGAACCUGAAGCUGAGACAAAUGAAACGACAAGUCACGUAAUCUGUGCUGAUACGCAAGAAGACGGCAAUUUGCAAAGUGAAUUGGACAAUGAAAAACCUAGUCCUGAUUUAAAGGAAAAUGGUUUUUCAGACGAAGAUCUUAAUGAGCUUUUGGGUGAGGGUGACAAAGAAGUGUCAAACGAUGACGAGGAAGAGAUAUGGAGUAAGUUACAGAAAGACCUCCAGUUGGAAGAAGAAGAACAGCGAAACCUAGCAGCAAUAAAAAUCCAGUCAACAUUUCGGGGAUACCAGAGCCGUAAAGAAUUUAAUGAAAUGUUACAAAAUAAAAAUGAGACUGAAGACGAAACAGAUCUUGUCACCGAUACUGUCGAAAAUGUUCCUGAAGACGAAACAGAUCUUGUCACCGAUACUGUCGAAAAUGUUCCUGAAGAUCAGCCAUCAAUUCAUUCACCAGAAGAAGAAUCGUUAGAAAAUAAUGAUGACGACAAAGAGUUAACGGGAGCUUUGGCAAGCGUAACAGAAAGUAUUGCUACAAUUGCUUUGAUUAUGACUGACACUCCUCAGCACGACCCUCCAUUAUUUUCUAUAGGUGAAGAACAUAACGAUGACGAACCAGAUGGCAACUUUGGAAGCGAGAAUGUCGUAGAUACGAUUGACGAAUUUCUUUCUAAUCAGAGAGAAGUAAAUGACGUUACUGAAGAACCAAUGUCAAAUGGAGAAGAAAUUCGUGAUAUUCAGCUCAUUGAAUCCUACGUGAUUACAUCAUCAGUAGCAGAUAAUUCUGCUAGUCCAGAAUCCCAAGAAGCCAUAAUAAAUUUAGAAAACAGCCAAGAAAAUGGAUCAGUUUCGGUGAAGGAUAACGAUGAUAGCGCCAAGGAAACAGGCGAUCCAGAAACUGAAGCCGUAGCUUCGGAUCCUGGUGUUGUUUUCGAGCUUUAUGUGGAAUCACACGAAACAACGAACGAUGGCUUGUUGGAAUCGUAUUGCCCACAGAGAGAAGAUCCGCCAAGAGACGUGAAAUGUAUCAAAGUUAACCAAAUCAACAGCGAUGCAGCUGAACUUCUGGAUAAAAUAACGCCCCGUAACACCAACGGAUCUAUUCAUCAAAAUCAAUUAGAUCCUUGUCUGCUUGAAAGGGAGAAUCUUGCAGCUACUAAAAUUCAAGCAGGUUACCGUGGACAUCAAGAUCGUAAAAGAGUUCAGUAUUUAAAGCAUCACAAGAUUGAAAAUGUUUCCUCAACAGGAAUUGACAUAGACAAACAAGAAGAACUUGAGAAUGCUGCUGCCACUAAAAUCCAGGCCGGUUUCCGCGGACAUCAAGAUCGAAAACGAAUCCACAAUGCAAAAUGUCUCGCUGCUGGGACUGGUGGAACUGUAGAUCUGCAGACGAAUUUUAACAUUGUACACGAAGAAUACCAGUUCAAUCAUGAAGAGUCUAUUCAACAAAUUAAACCAGAUCCAUGUUUAAUAGAACUACAGAAUGAGGCCGCAACGAAAAUCCAGGCCGGCUUUCGAGGACAUCGAGAUCGAAAGCGGAUAAAAGACUUAAAAGGUCCUAUUGUUGAUCAUAAUGUGAACGGGAAAAACAACAGCAGCUUUCCCCAAGAAAAUCUCGUAUCCGAUGAUGAGGAAUAUUUCGAUGAAACGGGAACAAGCCCAAGUACGAUGGAUUUACAAAAUGCUGCAGCAACUAAAAUCCAAGCUGGAUUUCGGGGACAACAAGACCGAAAACGAGUUAAGCAUAUGCAACAUCGUAUCGCGGAAAAGGAUGUCGUCGAAAGUGACACGCUGCAGUGUAUGGAUACCAAUUAUGCCCCUGAACGAUCGAAUGAGGAGCAAAGUAACAAAAACCUAUGCUUGAUGGAAAGAGAAAACGCUGCAGCUACAACAAUUCAAGCCAGUUUUCGAGGUCACCAAGCUCGAAAACGAGUAAACAAUUUGCAGCGUCCCUUUACUGGAAACGAUGGUAUCGAAAAUGGUAGUUCGCAGUCUACGGAUACUAUUUAUGAGCCUGACCAAUCGAAUGUUGAACAAAGUCGCCAAAAUCUAUGCUUGAAAGAACUGGAAAAUGCUGCAGCGACAAAAAUUCAAGCCAGUUUUCGUGGAUAUCAAGACCGAAAAAACACAAAACAUUUAAAAAAGCCUGCCAAAACCAAGGAUUUAAUAAACAAUAGGGAAACAAAUUUUGUCGAUGAAGAUUGCUUGUUUGAUGGCGACGAAUUCAUUCAAAACAGUAAAGGGAACCCACUUGAAAAGGAAAACAUUGCGGCGACUAAAAUACAAGCUGGAUUUCGAGGUCAUCAAGAUAGAAAACGAGUAAAACAUUUGAAAGAUUCCAUUAUUAAAAGCGAAAUCAUUCAUAGCGGUAGCGCUAAUUAUGACGAUGAAGAAGCUUCACUUUUGGAUUACGAUCAAUCCGCAGAAGCAAUUCAGUUUGAACUAGAAAACAGUGCAGCCACGAAAAUUCAAGCCGGUUUCCGAGAACAUCAAGAUCGAAAACGAGUAAAAAAUUUGCAUAAUCGUAUUACUGAAAAUGAUAGGGCGGAAUGGAUGGAUGGCCUUUCUGACCCUGAACAGUUAAACGCCGAACAAAGUCAUCAAAAUCAAUGUUUAAAUGAACUGGAAAACGCUGCAGCAACUAAAAUUCAAGCCGGUUUUCGUGGAUACCAAGAUCGCAAAAACAUAAAACAUUUAAAACAAGAGGCCACUUCAAAAGAUUUUGUCAACAAAAAGGAAACUAACUUUGUCGAAGAAAAUAGCUUGCCGUUUGAUCAAGAUGAAUUCAUUCAGUAUGGUGAACGAAACCCACUUGAUAAAGAAAACAUUGCGGCGACUAAAAUACAAGCUGGAUUUCGGGGACACCAAGACAGAAAACGGGUAAAAUGUUUAAAAGACUCCAUUAUUAAAAGCGAAACCAUUGACAGCGACGGCGCCAGUUACACCGAAGACGCUUCGAUCUUGGAUUACGAUCCGUCCGCAGAGGCGAUUCAGUUUGAACUAGAAAACAGUGCAGCCACAAAAAUUCAAGCCGGUUUUCGUGGACACCAAGAUCGGAAACGAGUAAAACAUUUGCAACAUCACUCUUCUGAAAAUGAUGUCGACAGCGGUAGGAGGGCGGAAUUUGUGGAUGCCAUGUCUGAUCCUGACCAGUCAAACGCUGACCAAAGUCACCCAAAUCUAUGCUUAAAUGAGCUCGAAAAUGCAGCAGCAACUAAAAUUCAAGCCGGUUUUCGUGGAUAUCAAGGUCGAAAAAAUCUAAAAAAAGAGGCCAAAACAAACGAUUUAAUCAACAUAAAGGAAACAAACUUUAUCGAGGAUGUCAAUGGUAUUCAAGAUGGUGAACAAAACUCACUUGACAAAGAAAAUUUUGCAGCAACCAAAAUACAAGCUGGAUUUCGGGGACACCAAGACAGAAAACGGGUGAAAUAUUUAAAAGACUCCAGAACUAGAAGCGAAAUUAUCGAUAGUGACAGCGCUUGUUGCAACGAAGAAGCUUCGCUUUUGGAUUAUGAUCAAUCAACAGAAGCAAUUCAAGUUGAACAGCAAAACGCUGCAGCAACAAAAAUACAAGCUGGAUUUCGUGGACAUCAAGAUCGAAAACGAGUAAAAAAUUUAAAAAUUUCUACUGAUUUAGGUGAAUAAUUCUUACCUGCGGAAGACAAAGAGCUGACUGAUGGCUAUGUAUUUAAAGUGUUAAAUAUUAUACGCAUAGAUUAAGACACGCAAUACAGAACACGUAGAAGGUAUAACGUAGAAUCACCUGUGUAGGUUGCGCACCGUGCCAAUAUUUUAGUGGCUGAAGUCGCCAGAUUCGGCACAGUCAUUCCAUCGAUUAAUAGCUUACGUCUAAAUAUCGUGCUGACGUCUACGUGCUGAAUAUCUAUAACGAUUUAGUUAAAACUUCUUUGUUACUAUAUUAUCAAUGCAAUUGAAUACUAAAGAAUAUGUUUCAAAUAUUCAUACUCAUAGGUCUAGGCCUACCAUUAUUCUAGCCUUGCGGUAAGACAUGUGGGAAUUUAUGCUUUAACAGAAUUACUACGAAUACUAAAUCUCAAGUAAUUUAUAUGAGAAAAGGAAACUUUUGAAUUGAUGCUGAAAGUAGCUCUGUAUAAGAUUUGAAAGGCAGUGGUGUUAAGGAAUAAACAUGAAUACACAUGCAACGUAAACGAUA